AUGGAGCAUCAAGAUAUGGACGAAGAAGAACUGCCUCUCGUCCAAGAAGGUGAUGCGAUCCAAGAUGACGGUAAAAAGGAUGACCUUACGCCGACUCAGCCCGCGUCCCCAGAUACUCCGUUCAAGAAGUGGAUGGACAGUUUCCGAUUUCGAAAGCGCGGCGUCUCGACAAUCCAAGAACGCUAUGUGUUUGGGUGGCCGUCGCCUCCUAAGGGGUCUUCUCCACGAGGUUCUCCUUCCCGGCCUCCGAUUCCUUUUGACCAAAGCACGGAGAAGGGGUCUCCGCGCUCGUCAAUUCUGCACACUGUCAGAACAACGACGAUGAGCACGUCAACAAGCCAGGCUACGAGAUCCCGGGGCGCAACAACGAGCACGGCCAAUCAAAGCACUACGUCUGAUAUGCGGAACUCGGCAGACACUGAUCGGUCACAUCCGGUCUUCGUAGAUCAGGCGGCGGAGGAGCGAGCGGGCAAGCGACGAGAGGUGGUGAAAGAGCUGGUGAAGACAGAGGUGAAUUACGUCCAGGGACUAAAAGCUCUGGUCGGGGUGAGUGACGAGACAAGCUGCUAUGAAUCCCUUGUCUGGAUUCUCAUUCAGUUUGCGCAGGUUCUCUCCAUUUUCAACGCCCGGGGACAGAUCCAAGAAAAUAUCCAGCAGAUUUGUGGCAUCCACGAAGACUUCCUGUCCCAGCUGCGAAAAGUCUCGCCAUCGUCGGCCGAGCAUCUUUCGCAUGACUCUUCCGAUCUUGUUUCCAGGGGCAUGGACAAACCCACGGGUACAAUGACUUUGAAUGUACUGAGAAAUUUACAGAAUCUAUCGUUGAAACCCCGUGGCGCCAAGGCUGCUUACAAUCAGAAAGUGAAGGCACUCGUCUGCGACCCCUCUGAAUCUUUGGAGGUGGCUCGAGAGAUCGAAAGAUUGUCGGCCUCCUUUUCGACAUAUGAAAGAUUCUGCAGCAAUUACGAGCUGCUCAACCAAGAUAUAAACCUCUUGCGUCGCUCAGUUCCGGACUGGUCCACAUACGACCAGGGAAUUGAAGCCUUGUCGAAAUCUGUUGCAUCUACAGCCACUCGGAAGCAGGAAGAGAACAAGUCUAUGUCGAUGAAUGAUCUGAUGAUUAAGCCCAUCCAACGAAUAUGCAGAUACCCUCUCAUCCUCCAGGAGUUGAUGAAAACCACCCCUGUCAGCGACAGCCCGUCUGCCCACGAGGCCAUCGGCCAAAUCUUGGAAAACUUGCGAAUCCUCGUGGCCAGAAUAAACUCUGCAACAGGAAAUCCAGUCAAUGAAGACCGAAUCCAAAAGACUUUGCUCCUGCAGAGCAAGCUUCGCUUCUCCGAGCAUAACGCCUUUAGGGAUAUAUACAGAGACCUUGGGCCUAUGGCACUAUGCGGCGUGCUCUUUGUUACCUAUCAAACCCCGUCUCAGAUCACGGGGGAGUUCAUGGUGUGUGUAUUAUUCCAUUCACAUUUUCUCAUCGCCAGAGGACUUGGUGACUGUCAUCGUCUGGAAAUCGUUGCUUGUAUUUAUAUGGACGAUGCGAACAUGGAUGGCCUGCAAAAUGGACGGGGUAUGUCUUGCUACGGGUGCCCUUUUUCGUGGAAAGUAUUGUUCCAGGCGGAAGACGAGACGUAUGAGCUUGUGUUCAGCGCAGCCUCAGCUAUCGAGGAGAAACUCUGGAGGACGGAGAUUUUGAAAUGCUCUGCGGCAUUGGCAGAGAUGGUCAAGCCAGGGGGACCAUGGGAUCCUCGAAAGUAUUUUUAUAUGUCUUUGAAUCUUGUGGCGUUGGGUGUGAGCCAUACCCAGUAUACUGUGGCCUCUCUAACGCGCCGGACUUCCAUGGACUCCAUGGCGCUCUCGCGCAAGUCCCGGGCACCAAAUGUUAUCAUCCGAAAGACAAACUGCCCGCAUAGCUCUGAAACAACGAGUCCUGACUCGGAAAUGUUCCGGCCUGGGAAACCGGAGCCUGAGUGCGGACCGAUCAAUGUCAUCGCAAAACGGUCAGAUCGGAUCCGACUAGAGCGGGCAAUAUCUGAUAUCUACACUCGAGAUGUCUUGCCCAUGCCUGGAAUGGCUACCGGCCGGGGGAGAUCUGUUCAGCCGCAAAAGCCUGAGGCGCCGUCUGAUUCUCAUUCAGCGGCGUUGGUCCCUGAAUCGCGCUCUGUCGAGGAAUACAGCGAAGACAAACAGCUUAUCCCGACCCGCGAUAGCUCGGGGGACCAGCAUUCGAUGGAUCAAGACUGCGAGUCCCCAACCACCCCCAAUUCUGCGCACUUGGCCUUUCGACUCCGGCAGACCCCUGGGGAACCCGGCUCUGUCUCGACCCACCGCCGUGACAAGAAUCGAAGCCUGGAUAGCACCCCGGAUUCUCCCUCUCGAAAGAAAUGGGGCUCGCCGAUGACUCUUCUGAAUGCGCUCUCACCGAAAUCCCCGAAAUCGCCCAAGGCGCGAGGAAUGUAG
Messenger RNA from Penicillium chermesinum, 2457 nucleotides. Its product is annotated as putative Rho guanyl nucleotide exchange factor. Gene Ontology annotation, molecular function: guanyl-nucleotide exchange factor activity. The record is from RefSeq and is a predicted model, not a curated record. Lineage: Eukaryota; Fungi; Ascomycota; Eurotiomycetes; Eurotiales; Aspergillaceae. The transcript has 6 exons. The coding region runs from base 1 to 2457 and encodes 818 amino acids.